AUGGAUAAAUACAACUACGAAGGAUUAAUUGGUGAAGGUACAUAUGGUGUUGUUAGUAAAGCAACUGCUAAAGAAAAUGGCCAAAUUGUAGCCAUUAAAAAAAUUAAAAAAAUUUUAGUUCAAGGCCAAAGCGAUGAUGGUAUCAAUUUCUCUGCAAUUAGAGAAAUCAAAAUAUUACAAGAGUUAAAACAUCACAACAUCGUUGAGUUGUUGGAUAUUUUUGCACAUAAAAGUAAUGUAAAUUUAGUGUUCGAAAUGAUGCAAUGGGAUCUUCAAGAGGUUAUAGAAGAUAGAUCAAUAGUUUUAAAGCCAGCAGAUAUUAAAAGUUAUAUGAAAAUGUUAUUACAGGGUAUCGAAGCAUGUCAUAGUAAUUGGGUAUUACAUCGUGAUCUUAAACCAAACAAUCUUUUAAUGUCAUUGGAAGGCGAGUUAAAAUUGGCAGAUUUUGGUUUAGCAAGACAAUAUGGUAGUCCAAAUAAAAUGUUUUCCCCACAAGCCGUUACUAUUUUCUACAGGGCACCAGAACUAUUAUUUGGAGCAAAAUCAUAUGGACCAUCUGUUGAUAUAUGGUCAGUAGGUUGUAUUUUCGCAGAAUUAAUGUUAAGAACUCCUUACUUACCAGGUACAAGCGAAAUUGAUCAAUUAAGAAAGAUUUGUUCUGCAUUGGGCACACCAAAUGAAACAAAUUGGCCUGGUGUAACUUGUUUACCAAAUUAUCUUAGAUUUACAGAACAUCCACCAACACCAUUCAAACAAUUAUUUACAGCAGCAACCGAUGAAGCAAUUGAUUUAAUUAGCAAAAUGUUAUUAUUUAACCCAGCAGCUAGAAUUUCAGCAGCCGAGGCAUUAAAUCACCCAUAUUUUACAACUGGUGUAAAGCCAACAAAUCCUAUCGAUUUACCAAUACCACUUGCAAAAAGAUCAAAUAUUUUACAACAAAGACAACAAGUUCAGUUACAACAACAACAACAAGAUAUUCAAAAUAUAACCACUACAUCCAACAAUACUACAGGUGUUGAUUCAACAAAUAAUAUUCAAGUAGAGCCUCAACAAGUUUAG
Molecule: messenger RNA, 1059 nt
Organism: Dictyostelium purpureum
Lineage: Eukaryota; Evosea; Eumycetozoa; Dictyosteliales; Dictyosteliaceae
Product: p34-cdc2 protein
Exons: 4
Coding region: 1-1059 (352 amino acids)
Biological process (GO): positive regulation of transcription by RNA polymerase II; protein phosphorylation
Cellular component (GO): cytoplasm; transcription factor TFIIH holo complex; nucleus
Molecular function (GO): cyclin-dependent protein serine/threonine kinase activity; ATP binding; RNA polymerase II CTD heptapeptide repeat kinase activity
Source: RefSeq, a predicted model, not a curated record